AUGCCUGCAGACUGCAACACGUUUAUGGCGUGUGCAGCAGCUGAUUCAGAUUGGCAAAGCGGGUGCACAAGCUAUGCAUAUUGCACUACCAACCAUAUCCAAUGUGUCACGGUCUGGGAUACUAUCGAUCCGGGAUCUUCAGACUCAGGUGUCUUUCGAGUCCAGUGCAAGGUAAUGAGCAGUCUUUCCUUCAAGUAUUAUGGACGAUCACCGAACUUGUUUGCUCGGAACGUGAAGCCAAAUGAUAGGCAUGUCAUCAACGACUCUGUGAUGCGCAACCCCGUAACCAGUACCAGUGAACUAACAGUGUCCGACAUCCCUGACUGGGCCUAUGCUGCAUUCGGGCUCCAAUUUAUCUCGGAUUCAAGGGCAGGGAGAGGAGAGCGGAGAUGUUGGUUUAAGGGGGAGACGCAUCCGCUUGUUGUGAUUGAGGCGGCGACUCGGGUUUCGUGGGAGGCUGGGAGGGAUCGGUUUAAGAAGCUGGGGAAAAAGCCAGCUGAGUGA
This is a messenger RNA of Suillus discolor, 504 nucleotides long. RefSeq lists its product as uncharacterized. The coding region runs from base 1 to 504 and encodes 167 amino acids. Lineage: Eukaryota; Fungi; Basidiomycota; Agaricomycetes; Boletales; Suillaceae. The transcript is spliced from 5 exons. The record is from RefSeq and is a predicted model, not a curated record.